CUCUCACCGGCCAAGAGGAGAGAGGUGCACGUGCCGCCGCGUGGCUCCGUCGGAUCCAGGCGCGCGCGGGCUGCUAAGCGAUAUGAUUGGUUCUUUCUUGGCGGAGCGGGGGGCGGGGCUGAGAGGGAGACGAUUCGGAGAGGCCGCCGGCGCGAAGGCUGUAAAGCAGCGGCGUCCGGCCCAGGCUCAGGGGCCUUGUUGGCGGGCUCGCCCCCCCCCCCCUUCUCCCAGCCAUGCCGAACCGCAAGGGCGCGCGCAACGCCUAUUACUUCUUCGUGCGCGAGAAGCUGCCCGAGCUACAGCGGCGCGGCCUGCCCGUGGCCCGCGUGCCCGACGCCAUCCCGCUCUGCUCGCGGGACUGGGCGUUGUUGACUCAGGAUGAAAAGGAGAAAUAUGCAGAUAUGGCUCGUAAAUGGAGAGCAGAGAACUCCACCCAGGCAUCAGUGAAACAGGCUCCCCAUCAGAUUUCUCCAGUUCCUGCACCACUGCCCAUGCAGAUACAGAGAAGCACUUCUCUUCCAGAUGCCACCAGUCUUUCUUGGAAGAAUGAUCAGGCUGUGCUUGGGAACAUCUUCUACUUCCUGAACAUUUACAGUCAUGGAGAGCUGCCCUUUCCCUGUGAGCAGCGCUUCCUCCCUUGUGAGAUUGGCUGUGUCAAAUACUCACUACAGGAUGGCAUAACAGCAGACUUCCACCGCUUUGUAGAUCCUGGAGUGGUGCCACGUGGCUUCCGGUUUCAUUGUCAAGCAGCAAGUGAUGCCACUCACAAGAUCCCCAUCUCUGGUUUUGAGCUCUCGAAUGCUGGUCACCCUGUUGUGUUACGUGAACUUUACAUGUUUGUUCGGCCAAACUGUGGCAGAUGGCCACCUGUGUACUGCAAGUCUGAUGAUUGGUACAGAGUCAACUGGUGUCUGAAAUGGAUGGCUAAGGAAGCAGGCACUGAGAACCAUCUGGAGCUUCUCAGUGUGGAAAACCUGGUGGUGGAACUGUACCAGCGGAAACUUGGAAAGGAGCCUUCCAAGACCUGGGUGCGCAACCUGCUAGAUGUCUUCAUGUGGGAUUACUCCAGUAACACUAGGUGCAAGUGGCAUGAAGAGAAUGAUAUCCUGUUCUGCGCUUUAGCAUCCUGCAAGAAAACUGCUUAUUGCAUCAGUAACACUCUUGCAGGCGUCUAUGGAGUCUCGCUCACAACAGCUCACCUACCUCUGCAAGACUAUGAGUCCAGCAACAACAUAAAUCCCAAGAUGGUGGUACUGGAUGCUGGACGUUUCCAGAAGCUGAGGGCUCAGAAUCCUGGUUGUAAUCAAUACUUCAGUUCUCCAGUUCAGAAACAAGGUGCUGCCUCUUCUGCUGGUGAACAUCCCUCUGGAGUGACGUCGCCAUAUAGAACAAGCACCAUGCGAGGAAGAGGAAUCACUCGCUUGUUGGAGAGUGUCUCCAGACUUUCCAAGUCCUCCAGCAACUGAAAGCCCAGCCAGCCUCCUAACCUUACCAGGAGAACUGCACAUCCUGCUCUUCCCUAUUCCCAUGGUAGUCUGGGACUUCACCAGAUUGCCAUUGCUUUGUCUGACCCUGUAUGCAAAACCCUAAAAUACAUUCCCCUUCCCUUGACCCAGUGUAACUGUUCCCCUAGAAUGAUGACAGACCCAUUGCCUGGAGGGAAUUUUUCUUUCAAUUAGAAGAAAAUCCUGAUUUUAUCUAUAGAACUACUUAUUUUGAAGGGAACUGGCAACUUCUUGCUAUCUUGACUAAAUGCAGUCUUUCGGCUUUUCUUUUGUUAGGUAAUGGGAGGAGAAGUGCAAGAAAGAGGGUGAUGGUCAGUAAUGGCAUGUUAAACAUUCUUCUGGUGGUUAAUGUAGCAUUAAACAUGUUGUUUGAAUGGUUUAGUUCUUUAAUCUCCCUAUCUCCGUGAUUUCUUCCCCACCUCCAUCCCUCUGUUAGAUGUUGGCAGACAGUCAUCUUCACAUAUAGCCAUAUAACAGGGAUCAGCAACCUUUGGCCUGCGGCCCACCAGGGUAAGCCCCAUGGCAGGCUGAGUCAGUUUACCUGCCAUGUUCGUAGGUUUGGCCGUUCAUUGCUCCAGGCCAAUGGGGGCUGCGGGAAGCAGCACGGGCCGAGGGACAUGCUUUCCUCCGCUUCCCGCACCCCCCAUUGGCCUGGGACGGCGAACCGCAGCCAGUGGGAGCUGCGAUUGGCCGAACCUGCGACGCGGAGGUAAACCAGCCCACCGGGGUUAGCCCUGGCAGGCCGCAUGCCAAAGGUUGCUGAUCCCUGCCAUAUAAAAUAACAUGAGGCUGGGAGGCAUUCUAGUGCUGAAAGACUGGGUGGGAGUGUCUCAAAGGGGUACUGCCUUAAAUUCUUCAUGAGUGGAGGGAUGGAUUGAAUUGUUGAGUUGGGGAAGUAAAUAGACUAAAAUACUUGUUGGUAGAAAAUCUUCCUUUUGUCUUAUAUUUACUGUGAAAAUAUGGUAGGAGUCCUCUUCAUGGUCUGUUGGGCAUUGACAAUAUGCCCGGGCGACAGGGGUCUUGGCUUUUCUGUGUUGCUGUGCUGGCGAAUACUGGUGUUACAAACUGUAUCAUCAGCUCCUCAAAUCUUGAGGUUCAUAACAAUGUAGUAUAACGCCUCUUUUUCAAAGGAAUCUCAAACCCAUUUGUCUGUUAUAUAUGUCUGCAGGCACAAUUUCAGACACCUAGCAGGGCUGGAGUGACUGCCGACUAUUAGUAUUUUGGAGUACCUGUAAGAAUGAGAGUAAAUGUGGAAACUGGGACACUUUAUCACAUUGUGUUUGAGAAUUGGAUGCCAAACCUCUGGGGGGGAAGGUGUCUUAGCAGUUUCCUGAAAAGUUGUCUGUCUUCUGUAAAUUAUUUUUUUUAAUCUUGCGUUUUGAGGCAGUUGCCUGUGGAAAUAAACAAGUUCUUUUUUUUCUUUAAGUUCAUCUGAGCUGCUCCACAGUUUACUCCAAGUGAAGUUGCCGUUAUGGGCUAAUUCCAUAACAAUUAAUGGUGAUGUUACAAAAUGGAUUGUGUCCCUAGUAGAAAGCAAAAUGCAGACAAGUUAGCUCAUUCCAUCAGGCACUUAAGAAAUCUUUAAUGUGCUUACCCUUAUAAUUAUAAGGAGCUUAAAUACUUCAGUGAUAAAUGUGGGAUGAGUGCCUGGAUAGAUAUUUUUUCAUCUGGAAAUUAGCUUCAGUUGUAUGGAGGCUAUCCCUCCAAUACACAAAAUCACUGAACUGCCUUGAUACCACCUACCUGGCAGACCAGCCUGUUUGCCCGUGAAGCUUCCUUGGAUGAUUCCAAAGUCCAUGACUCCUUCCAUAGAGGCCUCCCUUCCAUUUGACUAGUCUCCUAGUUUCCAGUAUUAAUGGUGAACUUUCACCAGGCAGGAGACCAGAAAGCCUUUGAAACUGAGUUUUUGGCAGUGAAAUAUCUGGAAAUAUUUGAUGUGAUCAUUGUGAAGAAGAAACAAGACACAGUCAUCUGUAGAUGACACUAAAGGUUUGUGUCUCUUCAGAAAACUUGAAGUGGUGAUUACAUUGUAGUUACGCUGGUCCAGUUGUUUUUUAAUGAAGACAAGCCUUUAGGCUAAGAUCAUACUUAUGAACACCACCAUGAUCCUCCCCUUCUCCCUCAAUUCACGCAAAAAUUUUGAUAAUCAUUUGGCUGUUUUGAGAAUUGAAAGUUGCAAUAAAAAUGUGUUUUGGUUUUGAUUGUUGCUCAUGCAGAAGACAGUGUAUUUCUCUUUAUUUUAAAAAAAAAAACCUUCUUGGUUCAUAGCAUCUGUUAUAGUAAGCCCACAAAUUAAAGCAAUGAGUAACA
Messenger RNA from Dermochelys coriacea (leatherback sea turtle), 3815 nucleotides. It is a transcript of the gene MAEL, whose product is annotated as maelstrom spermatogenic transposon silencer. The coding region runs from base 234 to 1466 and encodes 410 amino acids. NCBI's taxonomy places the organism in Eukaryota, Metazoa, Chordata, Testudines, Dermochelyidae. Gene Ontology annotation, biological process: male meiotic nuclear division; piRNA processing; spermatogenesis. Gene Ontology annotation, molecular function: sequence-specific DNA binding. The transcript has 12 exons. The record is from RefSeq and is a predicted model, not a curated record. Gene Ontology annotation, cellular component: P granule; nucleus.